This is a messenger RNA of Penicillium canariense, 4905 nucleotides long. RefSeq lists its product as uncharacterized. The coding region runs from base 1 to 4905 and encodes 1634 amino acids. NCBI's taxonomy places the organism in Eukaryota, Fungi, Ascomycota, Eurotiomycetes, Eurotiales, Aspergillaceae. The record is from RefSeq and is a predicted model, not a curated record. The transcript has 6 exons.
AUGGAAGUCGUCGUGCCCGCUACCCACCGUGCCUUGGGCAAGAAUAUCACCGAGGAAGUCGCAUACAACAACCUGCGCUGGGAAGAAGCCUUGGAAGAACUGGUUGAUGACGUCUGGGCCGUUCUCAUGCAGAGAAAUACGGGAGGGUCACCACGAUGCGCCGAUUAUUUGUGUAAGGACGCGCAUGCCAAUGAAUUAAGUGUUCGUUCUCCGACGCUCCCAUGGUACACCCAGCCGCCGCCUUCCUACGAAGAUGCUGCGAGCGAUCUCCCGCCAGAAUACCCUGCGCUGCCUCUGCUCGCGAAACAAAAGACGCCGGCGUCGUCUGCUGCGCCCCCAGCCCCCGCUACGAAACCGCGAGGGAACGUCGACGGAAACGGCGGCGACGCGGGUGGUGGAGAUGGAGGUGGAGAUGGAGGUGGUGAUGGAGGUGGUGAUGGCGGUGGCGACGAUGGUGGUGGUGAUGACUGGAAUGCCUGGGGGACCGUUCCUGGAAGCAAGAAAAAGAACAAAAAGAAGGAGGAAGAAGAAGAGGAGGAGCGCAAAGCCGCCGAGGCGGCUGCUAACAAUCUCAGCUGGGCUGAUGACGUUGACAAUGGCGGCGGUGAUGAUGGGUGGGCCGGCUUCGCCACAGUAGGCAAGGACAAGAAGAAGAAAGGAAAGGAAGAGGCACCCCCGGGAGGGUUCCAGGAUGUGAGUCUGGACGGCGGAGCUCCACAGCUGGAUUUGAAUUUCGACACAGGUCCCAAAACCGGAGGAACUGGCUUCAGCUUCGGUGGAUGGGGCAAAGACUGGAGUACCGGAGGGAAUCCUGCUGCCAACAAAUGGGAUCUUGGCGCAGUCGGUGAUUCGGGCCAGAAAGCAGAACCGAAAGAUACCAAUCCGUGGGGACCACCCUCCACGAAGAAGAAAUCGACCAAGACUAGCGGGUUCGACUUUGGCGAUUUGGGAUCUCCUCCGGCGGAAACUCCUAAGGCAGGCGACGACUGGGGCAGCUGGGAUGUCGCAAGCAAGGACAAGAAGAAAAAGAAGGGCUUGCUUGACCCUGAACCUGAGCCCGAACCCCAACCCGAGCCUUCUGCCGAGCUUGCUGCAGAACCUUUGCCUGAACUGGACCUCGAGCCCGAGCCUGAAAUUCCAGGACCUAUAACUGAGGAAGCCUGGUUUAUUGGCUUGUCGAAGAAAGAACAGCGGAAGGCUAAGAAGGAAUGGGAGAAAAAGGUCAAAGACGCAGAGGAGGAGGCUCAGAAAGUGCGGGAGGCAAACGAAGCUAAACAGGCCGCCUACGACGAUGCAAUGAAAGCCAGGCAAGAAGCGGAAGCUCCGAAAGCGCCAGAUCCCCCGGCCGCCGAACCUGAGCCCGAUCAUGACUGGGGCUGGAAUGUUCCCUCCAAGAAGGACAAGAAGAAGAAAAAGGUUGAUCUUCUAGCAGAUCCUGAGCCUGUACCAGUACCUGCACCGGAUCCUCCUCCACAUGAAGACUGGACGGGCAGCUGGGGCACUGCCGGCAAAAAAGAUAAGAAAUCUAAAGAGGCAGAGCCAGUUGUUGAGGUACCUGCACCAGAGCCUGUCAAGGCCAAGGAGCCCGAAGAUACCUGGAGUGCUUGGGGCGUCUCCUCUAAGGACAAGAAGAAGAAAAAGAGCAAAGUCGAGCCUGAGCCUGCACCUGCACCUGAACCCGAGCCAAAGCCAGAGCCAGAGCCAGAACCAGAGCCUGAACCUGAACCCAAACCCGAACCCGAACCUGAGCCGGAGCCACAGCCAGCGCCUCCGGUGCAUGACGAUCCACUGUACGAGGGCUGGCAUGGUCUUUCGUCCAAAGAUCGGAAGAGACGUGAGAAGAAGCUAAUGCAGAAAGGACUUCCCAUUCCUGGGAAGGACUUCGAGCUUCCCUCUGAUAAGCCACCCGAGCCGGAACCUGAGCCUCCUGCUGAACCCGAACCCGAACCUGAGCCCGAGCCCGAGCCUAUACCUGAACCCGAGCCUGAGCCUCCAAAGCCAGCAGAGGAUGACUCGUGGGGAGUCUGGGGCACGACCAAGGAUAAGAAGAAAAAGAAGAAGGGUGUUGAAGAGCCGCCUCCACCUGCACCUACACCGCCUGCCCAGGGUCUCACUCCUGAACCCGAGGCCCACGACAACGUCGAUGAUAUCUGGGCAGAUCUGGCUCCCAAGUCUAAAAGUACCAAGAAGACCAAGGCUAUCGAGCCACUGAAGGAAGAGAAACCGGCCGCUAAGGGUUUCUGGGCAUCUUUGACUGGAGGGGCAGCCGCCAAACCCAAGUCAACCAAGGAUAAGUCUAGACUCAAGGAAAAGGACGAGCACCCUACGGAGCAGGAUGAUCUUCUUAUCGAUAUUGGAGACGAUCCUCUACAGGAGCCGGAGCCGGAGCCCGUGCCAGAGCCAGAGCCAGCGCCAGAACCAGAACCCGUCCAAGAAGAACCUCCACCAGAAAAGUCAUCGAAGGCUAAAGCCACAGCUAAGCUCUCUGUCGCUGAGCGCAUCAAGGCACUCGAGCAGAACAAGAAGGACAAAGCGAGAGAGGCGAAACUAAGUUCCAAGUCGAAGACGAAGGAGAUUGAGCCAGAGCCAGAACCACAACCUGAACCCGAGGUGGUACCUGAGCCCGAGCCUCUAGUGGAAGAGCUGCCGAAAAAGAGCUCUAAAUCGAAGAGUAAGGAGAAGAGCUCUUCAAAUAAAAAGGAACCUAUCCCCGAGCCUGAAGAGGAAAAACAGAUCUCCAGAGACUCUGUUCCAGGCAGCUUCCCUGAUGAGCCCACUGAGGUGCCGGCUGAACCUGAGCCCGAGCCCGAACCCGAGCCCGGACCUCCAGCUCCUGAUCUUUCUAAGAUGUCUAAGAAGGAACUGAAGAAGUACAAAAAGGCUGCAGUCGCAGCUGCUGUUACCAAGGAACUUACCCCUCCCCCUGCCGAAGAGCCUGCUGCCCCAGAGCCCGAGCCCGAGCCGGAACCAUUGGACGAAGACGCGCCUCCGACACCACCACCAGAAGCCGAAGAGCCUCCGAAGUCGUCCAGAAAAGACCGCCCGCGCGUGGACCGCACAGCCAGCGGUGGCGGCUGGGGCUUCUGGGGCGCAGCAGCACCACCCCCCCAAGAAGUCCAGCAAGAAGGAGAGCAAGGAAAGUCCUCGUCUGACAGGGAAAAGCGUCGAGAGCGUGAACGCGAGGCCCGUCCCUCAAAGCAGCAGCGUGCGACCCCCUUGUCCAACUUCGUAUUUGGUCAGCCCCCGCCACGAAGCAAGCCAUCCCGGAAGCCGGAGUCGUCGUCUAAAAGACCCUCCUCCAAGCCGGUAUCCAGGCGCGCUUCCAUUGACUUGGAUGGUGAAGCUGUCAUGCUGUCGCUGCCUUCCGAUGAAAAGCCCGAGGUGGCUGAUAAGGCAGCUAGGCUGAUGGGCAUCAACGCGUCCAAAUCGAAACGGGACAGACCCCGUGCCGAUCGCCGGAAGUCAGCUCCCCGCGAUCCUUACGCGAUCGAUGAUGAUGAUUUGGUCUUGGUCGAUAUGGAAGACGCUGAUGGCCAGUCGCCCAAGGAGGGAUCGAGAGGGUCAAAGCGCAAGUCGAAGAGAGAGUCUCGCCCGAAACCUGAUGAUGACGACGCUGUCAUGGUCGAUGCUGAUCACGCUCGUGGUGCUCCAGACAUUGUAUCAGGACCCGAUGACGCGGCCUUGGUUGAUGCCCCUCAACGAGAACGGCGGCUGAAGCGGUCCAACACUGCACCCAAGAGGCAAGAAACCAGUGGGUUCAUGGGAAUCUUUGGCUCGCUGCGAAAGAACACGCGACCGGAGUUGCCAGACCGUCGAAAAUCUCGCUCUUACCGUGAUGAAGAGGUCAAGCACCUCACUGAGCCAGAGCGCGAGGAUCGCCGAGCACGACGCGAUGACCGACCUCGCCGAUCUGUCAGGCCCGAUACCGAUGCUGAAGGUUUCAUGACUGACGCUGCCGGCGCUGCGGCCGGUGGUGAAACCGAACCCGAAGACGCAGAGGCCCGGCGAGCAGCUCGGCGGGCAAAGCGCUCCUCUCGACAGGCCCCCUCUGAUACCCGGGAGGUAGAAGCUCGCGAAGCCGAGGAGCGACGUGCUAAACGCAAAGAAAAGCUGCGAGAGCUCGAAGCCCGCGAGCAACGAGCCCGCGAAGUGGAAGAGCAGCGUCGAGAGGAAGAAAGACGAGUCCGCCGAGCCGCACGCGAAGAGCGCCGAGCCCGCGAGGAACAAGCUGCACGCGAAGCCGCAGCAGCUGAAGAAGCGAAAGCCGCCGAGCGCCGCGAGCGCCGGCGCCAGCGCGAAGAAGAAAUGACAGCCAAAGCCAAACGCCGCCGCUCCCGCGUCGAAGAGCCUCCCGCCGACGGCUACACGCCCGAAGAACAGCUAGACAGCCGCCGCGGCUCCCGUACCGCCGACGAUGCAAAGGCUCGCCGGCGCCGAUCCAAGGCUAUGCCUGCACCGGAGCAGACGCGCGCGCCGUUGAUGGCCGGUGGCUUGAAUCAUGGGAACACAGGUGGGCCCAAAAAAGACAAGAUCUCCUCGUGGGUCUACUCACAAGCUGAAGAACCCCCUGAGCCCCCCCCAAUCGUCCCCACGGUCAUCGACGCGCCGCCGGCAGCCGAAAACGCGCACUCCCUCUCAUCGGACGAAGAAGCGCGCCGCGCCGUGCGCCGCAGAGCCCGCCGUCUAGCCAGGUAUGGUGAUAUGCCGGAAGAGGAGGUUGACGAUGUGCGCUCGCGUCGUCGUGAGUCUCGCCGUGAGGGCGUGAAGAGCAGCUCCGGAAGCGGCGACUACGAGCGUGAUCGAGGAAUGCGGUCUCAUCCUGGCAGUCGGCACGGCGGGGCACCGGCGCCGCCAGGCUCUGGCGCCAAAAAGUCGAGUUGGCUAAAGAAGCUGACGAGUUUCUAG